This is a messenger RNA of Cheilinus undulatus (humphead wrasse), 1245 nucleotides long. It is a transcript of the gene ilrun, whose product is annotated as inflammation and lipid regulator with UBA-like and NBR1-like domains. The record is from RefSeq and is a predicted model, not a curated record. Gene Ontology annotation, biological process: macroautophagy. Gene Ontology annotation, molecular function: ubiquitin binding. The transcript is spliced from 5 exons. Lineage: Eukaryota; Metazoa; Chordata; Actinopteri; Labriformes; Labridae. Gene Ontology annotation, cellular component: phagophore assembly site. Bases 128 to 979 code for a protein of 283 amino acids.
CCUGGUCGUGCCAUGCGCACUGGCGCUUGUUGUUGUUGAGCUGGUUGUUAUGGCUGGACAAGGCCUCGGACUAAACUGAGAGGAUCCCCCGCACCACCCCGUCUCUGUUGCGGGACACCCGCCACCCAUGGAGGGCACUGACAUGGACGUGGACGCGGAGCUCAUGCAGAAGUUCAGCUGCAUGGGUACCACGGACAAGGACGUCCUCAUUUCGGAGUUUCAGAGGCUGCUGGGCUUCCAGCUUAACCCAGCCGGCUGCGCCUUCUUCCUGGACAUGACCAACUGGAACCUGCAGGCUGCUAUAGGUGCAUAUUAUGACUUUGAAAGUCCCAAUGUCAACACGCCAUCCAUGUCCUUUGUUGAAGAUGUGACAAUUGGUGAAGGAGAGUCGGUUCCUCCAGAUACACCAUUCACAAAGACCUGGAGAAUACAAAACACAGGUGCAGAGUCAUGGCCACCUGGGGUUUGUCUCAAGUACAUUGGAGGAGAUCAGUUUGGGCAUGUAAACACAGUAAUGGUAAAGUCACUAGACCCCCAGGAGAUAUCAGAUGUCAGUGUGCAGAUGCGAAGUCCCACAAAUCCAGGCAUGUACCAGGGCCAGUGGAGGAUGUGUACAGCCACUGGUUUAUUUUAUGGAGACGUAAUCUGGGUGAUUCUUAGUGUAGAAGUUGGGGGUCUCCUCGGCGUGACCCAGCAGCUUUCCUCCUUUGAGACAGAAUUCAACACCCAACCCCAGCGCAACGUGCAGGGAGACUUCAACCCAUUCGCCUCACCUCAGAAAAACAAGCACGACGCCACUGACAACAGCUUCAGAGAUCCUGGCGGGGCGUGGGAUCGCACACAGGAGCCAAUCCAGCAAGAUCAAAAUGGACUGUCUCAUAAUGCUGUAAAUAGAGCAUCAAAUGGUCUCCAGACCAAUCUUUCUGUGGUGACAUAUGGUCAGGGUAUUCAUGGACCCUAUCCAUUUGGACAGAGCUAGAACAACAAAGACCCCCCUCUCCCCUUCCAUGGUGUAUGAUGAGCUUCACACCCUGGGAGUCCUUAAACGCAGAGGAGUUGGAGUGGGGGUGGAACUGUUGUUUUAUAUUGACUCAUGACAACCCUCUCCCCGACCUCAUGGCCCCUUUCCACACAGACACAAACUACAGUGGGGUGAUGGAUUACAUCCGCUACAGUGAAACACCCCACCUGACAUCAACACUCGGACUCGCAUGUGUGAAUGCUUCAUUAAAGAGUUAAAAUAGA